This is a messenger RNA of Nasonia vitripennis (jewel wasp), 4835 nucleotides long. It is a transcript of the gene akirin, whose product is annotated as akirin-2. Gene Ontology annotation, biological process: positive regulation of innate immune response; positive regulation of transcription by RNA polymerase II. The coding region runs from base 679 to 1227 and encodes 182 amino acids. The record is from RefSeq and is a predicted model, not a curated record. NCBI's taxonomy places the organism in Eukaryota, Metazoa, Arthropoda, Insecta, Hymenoptera, Pteromalidae. The transcript is spliced from 5 exons. Gene Ontology annotation, molecular function: transcription coregulator activity. Gene Ontology annotation, cellular component: nucleus; chromatin.
GUAUUAUAUUAUAACCCCCCACAUACGCUUUUUUGCAAGUCGCAAAUGUAGAGGCGCUGCCUAUAAGAGAAGAGUAUAGUAUACUUAUAUAUAGCACACACGGGUUGAACACAGAGACGGCACAUAACUCGCCCGUAUAAGCGCGAGUGUAGCCAGAGGGAGAUAGCGUCGAUCAGCCAUCAGCUGCCUUCAGCAGACUCGCGAAGUCGCGACUAGCCGAGCAGUUGGAGAAGUCGCUUCGUACGGACCACAUUGAGCAGAGAAAGAAAGAGAGAGAGAGAGAGCUGAGCAACGGUCGUCGCGUAUGCGCCAUCGGUGGCUGUGUGUUUUCUCGCACGGAAAGGCUCCCAGUAGUAGCGUACAGAGAGCUCAGCGCGCAGCGCAGGGACUGAUCCCUUAUCACCUGCACAAGAUCGCGUGUGUGAAAAAGAGCAGCAACAGCAGCUCGCAUAUAUAGCUUCCGAGAGAGCAGUGCGUGGCGGCCAUAUUGUUUGCAAAAGUGCGAGCGAGAGAGGAAUAUAUCGCGGAGAGCGAAAAGAGAGAGUUGAGUGUGUGUUUGUUUUGGUGGGCGCAGAGAGAGAGAGGAGAGACAUCUCCAUACCCGGAGGAAGAGCUCUCUCUCUCAGAGGAGUAAGGAUUCGCGCAGCGGCUUGACCCGGCAGUAUAUAGCGUGCAAAGAUGGCCUGCGCCACCCUCAAGAGGUCCCUGGAGUUCGACCCGGUGCACAGCCACGGCCGGCCAAGCAAGAGGCGACGAUGUGUGCCUAUGUGCGUGUCGCCCCCGGUGACGACCGCCUCGCCGACCAGCACAUCCAAGCCCCCGAGCGCCUCGUCCUUCGGCGAGAUCGCCGCCAAGAUGACGCCUGAGAAAAUGGCAGACAACAUCAGAGAAGAAAUUCGCAGAUUGCAAAGACGCAAACAGCUACAGCUCAAUCCACAGAGUGCUCCUUCUGAAUUGGAACCUCCAGCCAGUCCUCAACCUGCUCCAUCCAGCUCAACUAGUACCAAUUCCAGUCCCAGCAGCAAAGAAAAGCCUCUUUUUACUUUCAGACAGGUCGGCUUGAUCUGCGAAAGAAUGCUCAAAGAACAGGAAACACAAAUUCGAGAAGAAUACGAUCAGAUCUUGAACAUGAAGCUUUCAGAACAGUAUGAUGCUUUUGUCAAAUUUACAUAUGACCAGAUUCAGAAGCGAUUUGAAUCGGCAGCUGCACCCAGCUACUUGUCCUAAAGAUGGUUGAUAAGUGUUAGGAAAAGUUUCUGUAAAGAACGUUAGAUUUCUACACAGUAAAUGGGUUAAAUUUGCUUAAAUUUUUGAGCAGCGGUAAACAGCGCCACCUCGUGAUAAGGAGACACAUAAAGAGUUAAAGCAAUGUCAUACACAUCAAAACCAGAAAAACGGUUCGACAGUAGAGUUGACGAGAAAAGAUUUAGCGAUGUAAGUUUAGUAAGUUUGCAAUGAAAAGCGAUCACAUUACGAAUAAACAAAAAAAUCCACAAUGUUUGCUAGUUAAACUAACAAUGUUUGUACUGUUUAGUAUUAGAAGCGCGCUGGUAUCAGGGAACUACGUCUAGAGUCCAUUACCAAUGCAAAAUCACUUGUAGAUACUGAUUUGUUUGUCGCGAUGCAAAAGUAGUACCGAAAGUUUCCGAGAUAUGCUCAAAAUGGAAGCUCUUUGCAUUUUGAUAUCUCUCACGAUUCUUGUAAAGAAAUUAGGUCAAUUGUCCUAUGAUCGAAACACUGCGUUCUUUUUGUAGCGUACCGCAAUGCAAUGGUGACUUUGCCUUAGCGAAAUUACCAAGGCGUAGCACAAACUAUCGGUUGGUAACUUCUUGUCAAAGUCUAAAGUCGACAUCGUGUACUCGUAUUAUAUAAGAAGAAACUAGUAUGGUGCUCGAGUCGAGCCGAAAGAAGUUUGCUACGAUUUGCAUCCUUCGCGAUCUCGACGCGUCGAGCAUUACUAGUUUAUGGUACCUGCCCUGUCAUUAUGAGAGGAAGGAUCGCUUACAUUGAAAUAAUUUUCCUUAUAUAUUGUCGAGCACCAAAUACUUUUGUGAAUUAUGCUAGCUAGGUACUUUAAUUUAAAGCUGCUCGCGACGCCAAGUGCUUUAAAAAGUUGUAUAGUUUAUAUGCCUACAAUGUUUUUGUAUGUGCUUAUUUGGCAUAGCAAUUGUCAUUACUUUUCAUAAAUAAUUCUUAUAUACAUUUACAAUUAAUUUUUUAUGAAAAAACUAAUUAUACUUAAGUACUAUUAAAUCAAAUCAAGUAUUUUUUAAGUGACUUUUUUUACAUUAAAAGAAGAACAUAAUAUUUCUCCUGAAAAAAAUGUAAAUUUUAUACUACUGUAAAUUAAAUAUUUUCCUAGACAACAUUUUAGCUUUUUGCAUUGAUAUUAAUAUUAAAUUAUAUUGUAUAUAUGCUCAAUAUUUUCACGUUGGACAAAGCAAUGCUAUUCGAACUCAUUGAAAUUCUGAUCAUAUUGUAUCAAAAUAUAAGCGAUAUUUAUCCUGAUACAUAAAAAUAUGUUAAAAAUAUAAGAUUACCGGGUGAAUGAAGAGGUGCAUACACGAGCAUUGUAGGUGGAUAGAUUGAUAAUGUAGAAUUCUACGCUGGAAUAUCGGAAGUCGUCGCCUAAACAUUUAUUAACUAUAUUUGUAAAUUAGGUGCAUUAUUGAGAAUUAAGACUUUUUAAUUUUGUAUAACUUUUACAGUUAUUCAUUAAAAUUGAAAAUUCGUAAGCUCAUAUUGAGAAUGUAGACAAACAUUUGUAUAAAAUUAUACUUUUCUGUAAUGACGUGAUAUAUUUUUGAAAGAAAAGCAAAUAAAUUUUUAGCUCCUCGUUAUAAUGAACGUGCCAUUAAAAAGUCGAAAUUAACUGCCCGUGUCACGUAAAUUAUUUUUCAGGCUCGAAUCUGCGAUCAUAAUGCCGUACAAUCGAUUCCUUAAUUAAUCACACAUUUUCAGUGCUUAUGGAUCAUUAAUUUGUGUAACCUUUUUAAAAACGGCACUAUUAUCGGGGAACUCAAAAAAAAAAAUAAUAGCCUACAAUUUGGUUUUAUGAAUCGUCUCUGGCUCAAAAUCCAUAUCUCAUAAUACUGUGUACCGACUCACUUUGAAACUAUAUCGGGCUGUGGAGUCUGGAAAACGGAAAUCAAGUGCGGUAGUUUCUUCGUAUACUUGCCUCGGUCAAUGUAUUUUCUCAUUAUUAAGUUAUCAUUAUUCAUUUUGACUUCUAUUCUGAUGAUGUAAUAUUGUUUAUUUGUAAACUAAGAAUCAAAUUAGCUUGAAACUUGGAAUUGUACGAACGCAUUGUAAGUAAUAAACUUUUGGAAAAAAGUUUCACAGCUCUUUUCUUUUUUGAUAAAUUUCUUUGUUCCCUGGUAGCAACGGCUUGCCAUAGUAUCUACGUUUAUUGUGCCUACAUAUUAGUAAUAUUUACUGCGUUUAGUUGUUACACUAUCAUUUAUUAUUAAUAUUGUUAUUGCUCGUUUGGUUUUGUUUUUCAAGUUUGUAACGUUUCGAUAUUCGCGUAAAUCAGAAUGCUUAUUACUACUUUUUUUGCAUAUAGAUUUUUUUACUUUUUAUUUUCUCUAGCAUCGAUAUAAUAUCUACACACGCCAUGCGUAUCACAAAAGUUACAAACGUGAAAAAGCGAGCAGCGUUGACUCGGUAAACGAAUGUCUAAUUUUACUUUAUUGUAUAUCUAGAAUAAUAAGUUUGUUUUGCCUUAACUUUUUUAUGAAAUCGAGAAAGUUAGCAGUUAUUUUUCUAGAAAACUCGGAACGAUAAAUGAUAAAUUUAUUUAUUACUCUAUGAUUUAUUUGCGUUGUAUUUAACAUUAAGUUUAGCGCACCCCGAGUUUCAGUUACCUACUCGGACUUUUCGAUGCUCUCAUCCGUUAAUCACAUUUAGUAAGAACACGAAAAAUUAACAAUUUCAAAUGUAUAGCGUCAUUCAUUCAACCAACAAAAUUUGUGCCACCACCUUCAAAUUUGCCCGUUGUGCACUCAACUCAAGAAAUUUCAAGUCAAAAAAGCACAAGAAAUUACACUUGGAUGCGCGUCACGAAAUCGUACUUCAAAGUUACCCAUAAAAUUGCUUGAUAAUAAAGUAUAAUUACUAUAUUCAAUCUUUAAUUCUUAGUAUUGAAAAUCUAACGAAUGCCUUAUUUAUUGCUUCUCCGCUACUUCUUCAAGCCAGUAAAAAUUUCGACGACGCGCGUCCGUCUGCAAUAAAUACCGUUUUUAAUAACUUCACAAUUUGUAAAGCGAAAACAAAAGCCCGAGAGAAAUCAAAGUGGAAAAAAGCUAUAUGAACAGACCAACUAUAAGCGUGUUUUUUAUACACACAUACUUAUAUACGCCCACGAUGUAAAUGUGAAAGCGAAACCAAUAAUAAUAAUAAUAAUAAUAAUAGUCCGAAUGUAUAGAAUUCACACACAUACACACAAUUCUUUUCCGAUGCGCUGAUAAAUCGGAGAUUGUAAAAUAUAUAACUAUAAGACGACGAGAGGGGAGCGACAAGCCGUACAUAUAUAUAUAUAACAAAGCAAGUUAUAAAAUAAAAAAAACAGCAACAACUUAGACUUAAGUUUUAUGUAAAUUAUACGAAAAGAAGAAAAAAACCUGCGCUUUCUAAGAAGAAAAUAAUAUAAAACGGUCGAUGAUCGCGUAUUACGGACACGCGUAGACGUCUAUAGAGUGGCGGUGGAAUUUGGCAGUUAAACAGCGGCUCUGCGGCGACUUCGAGUGGAUUCAAAAAGCUCAUCGACUUGAAUACCUCCAUACUCUGUAAGCAUAUAAUUAUCAUUGAAAUAAAAAUAAAUCUUAAGACUGAAA